CCUGUAACUUUCUGUUCUCUUUGAAAGAAGAGUAACAAUAACAAUGGCGAACGGUGGUGGGGAUCCUGUGAUUUUGGCAACCGCUGGAUAUGAUCAUCGAAUACGAUUUUGGCAAGCUCACAGUGGCAUUUGUCACAGAACGGUGCAACACCCCGACUCCCAAGUCAAUGCAUUGGACAUAACUCCAGAUAAACAGCUGGUCGCAGCUGCAGGAUAUCAACAUAUACGCAUGUACGACAUCAACUCAUCAAGCCCAAAUGCCAUCAUCAACUACGAAGGUGUUCAGAAAAACAUCACGGCCGUUGGCUUCCACGAAGAUGGGAAAUGGAUGUUCACGGGAGGGGAAGACCACACUGCCAAAAUUUGGGAUCUCAGAUCGAGAAGUUUGCAAUGUCAGCGAAUAUUCCAAGUGAAAGCUCCAGUGAACUGUGUUACUCUACACCCAAAUCAGGGUGAGUUGUAUGUUGGAGAUCAGAGUGGUUCCAUUCACUGCUGGGAUCUCAAAACAGAUGUUAAUGAGCACCUGAUCCCAGAGCCCGAUGCUGCCAUCACCUCAGUGAGUAUAGAUCCCAUGGGUACUCUGAUGGCUGCUGUCAAUAACAAGGGUAACUGCUACCUCUGGACCAUGAAUGCCAAUCGAGCGCACGGUCCUUCGAAUCUGCACCCCAAGAAGAAGUUUCAAGCUCACAACAAAUACAUCCUGAAAUGUCUCUUCAGUCCGGACUCUACGCUGCUAGCGACGACAUCAGCUGACGGCACAUGUCGUAUCUGGAGGACGGCCGACCAGUCUCUCUGCACGGUUCUCAAGGACAAGUCGCAGCGCUGGGUCUGGGACUGUGCCUUUAGCGGGGACUCUCAGUACAUCAUCACAGCUUCCUCAGACAACAACGCCCGUCUGUGGAGCGUCAACACGGGGGAGGUAAAGCGAGAGUACAGCGGCCAUGAGAAGGCCGUCGUCUGUCUGGCAUUCAGAGACGAGGUCGUCGCCUAGGCAACUGUCAACAAAUGUAUUUCUUCCUAUGAGAGCCAGAUCCGCGUAUUAUGAUUUUGGUGCGAAAUUUUUUUUUUCACCAAUCGAAAGCGCGUAUUAUGGGCUUCAUUUAUGCAUAAGUUUCAUUGAGUCCCCCGCCUUAAAAUCGCUAUAAAAAGCAAAUAACUGUUUGACUUAUCAUAGCUGUUUGCUUCCAAAUUAGCUCACCUUGAGAUGUGCGGAAAGGAUUUAAAUAUUGUUACAACUUGGAUGACGCAACAAGAAUUACUACGGAACGGACAGUAAAGCCAAGAAUUCCUAAAUCACUUAUCGUAUGAUACGCUUUUAAGGCUUGAUCGUUUCCGAUGUGUUGAUCAUUCAUACAUACCUACAUAAAUCAGUUUUUUCUUCCUCCUGAAAAAUUGGCUAAAACCUUGAUACAUGGAACUAGCUCUUAUAGGACAAUUUCUCUCCUUAAAAUAAGCGAUUCUCUCUUGUAAAUAAGUCUGUCACUGCCGCGAGAAAAAUGAGCUGUUCCAACUUUUUUUUUUACUCACCCUAGAGAUCUCUGUCAGAGUUACUGGUGGCUUUGGUGAUCUUGUGGUUAGGCUGUUGAGCUCUCAACCGGAAAGUUGUGGGUUUGAAUCUCGACAGGGGCCCCGAUGUUCUUUCCCUGGGAAAGGCACUUUACACAAAUUUUCGCCACUUCACACAGGUAGGAACGGGUACUCUGCGAUAGAUGGCGAAAGAUCUUGUCAGUUCGUUAGUCUUUGAGGGCUUAAUCAGCUGCUUGCACUGUAAUUGUAUGCUUCUUGGGAGGCAAAGUAUGUUUCUGAGUCGUGAUCUAGGGUUUGCAGGGAUAAUAAUAUUAAUAUAGAUUGUUGAGUGCACAGAGCUUGCUGUUGAGCAAGGAUAUGCACUAUACAAAUACUAGAACCUAUUUAUUAUUGGGAUCAUUUUUCUGGCGACAGUGACUAAGCGUUUCUCAGUAAAAGGUUAACUGUGAAUAACUGUAUUUUUGUUGAAGGAAAUGGUGUUUUUUUGCUGACCCGGUUAGUGUAUUUCUGUGAGCUUUGCUGUAAAAAUGUGUGCUUUUCUGUGAAAAAAAA
Messenger RNA from Aplysia californica (California sea hare), 2079 nucleotides. Its product is annotated as target of rapamycin complex subunit lst8. Gene Ontology annotation, molecular function: protein binding. Lineage: Eukaryota; Metazoa; Mollusca; Gastropoda; Aplysiida; Aplysiidae. Gene Ontology annotation, cellular component: TORC2 complex; TORC1 complex. Gene Ontology annotation, biological process: regulation of actin cytoskeleton organization; TOR signaling. The transcript has 9 exons. The coding region runs from base 44 to 991 and encodes 315 amino acids. The record is from RefSeq and is a predicted model, not a curated record.